CAGUAUGCUCUUAACAGCUUUAUCUACACAUCUAACGAACCUCGCAUGUGACAGCAUGGCGCUGACUAAAAUCCAACAGGAUCUGCAUCGUGUUUGGACCUCUAGUCUGCAGGUCUGAAAGACUUUUUGAAUCGGACUUUAUUGUGGCAGACAGAGGCUCGUGGAGGAUUUACCGUUAGGAUGCCCGAGAAAUAAUGACCCACAGAGCAAUAUGGCCGUAUUUUCUCCUUGGUGUUGAUGGGUCAUCUAAAGGUAUGAUGUAAGGGGAGGGUGGUGCUUCAGAGAGAUAUAAACCACAUUGUCUCCUGGAUCAAGGCGAUUUUCAUCCAUCUUGUCAAGAACACCGGAUUCCAUUUUAAAAUAGGUUUUUUUUUUCACAAGAAUGGCUGAAGUGUCAGUAGCAGACAAGCUCUGCAAUGCCUGUGCCAGUGGAAAUACAGCUGAUGUGCUGUUUUUGAUAGAAAAUGGAGCAGAUGUUAAUGGAUUAAACUCUUUCAACAGAACUCCUAUUCAGGUGGUGAAGUUGGGGAAACCGUCUCUAGUUGAGGUCCUCCUUGAGGCAGGGGCAGACCCCAAUAUGCCUGACCCGGUCCUUAAUCUCACGGUGACCCACGACGCCGCACGCGAUGGCCACAAAGAUACUGUGCGCGUGCUGUUGGACUAUGGCGCAAAUCCGAACAUGGUGGAUGAUCGAGGUAACCUGCCGCUUCAUCUGGCAGCAAUGGGGGGUCACCUGGAGUUGACCCAGCUGCUGAUUGGAUGCACCCUCGACCCUCAAACCCGCAAUGGUCAGGGGUACACUGCCGCAGAGCUCGCGCAGCACCACGGGAAGACAGACGUCUUCAGUUUCAUCCAGCACUAUUUGGGCGCACACUAGAAGAAGAAGGAGAAGAAGAAACCUUAUGAUGGUAUAGCUUUUGCCUAUGGGCUAUAUUCUGGUAAAACCAUAAAAUAACAGCAGACUGUGAAUGAAGUGUGAUUGUUUUUUAUUCUGUUGUAUUUUGUAUAAGAGGAUAAAGAAUGUCUUUUAAAGUUUUUUUAACUAUUACCUUUUAAAGCACUAUUAAAGCCAUACUUAAAUGUGUUCUGGAUUGUUAUGAAAAUAAUACACAUGCAUGUAGGAGCCCAGAGAAAAAUGGUAUGCUAAGUGUAGUGGAAAAUUUUUGCUCCAUAUGCCUAAUAAUAGUCAAACUGAAACAGUGUGUUUAUGUGUGUCCUCUGAUUGUUUCGUGGCUCUUAAACGUGACUCUCAGAAUCAUGUUCACACUUCUUCCAUACCACUUGUAUGUGUGGGGGUGGGGGUCAGUGCAGCACUGGCAGCUCCCAUCGGAACCAUUAAAUAUCAAACUGGAAAGUAUUUUUAUCACAGAGUUGUCCAAUUAAGCCUCAAAAUAACAAAAAAAUAUUUUUUUCCAUUAACAAGGCAGACAUUUUGGUAAUGUAGUUGAAAAAUUUCUAUUUAUUAAAAAACCUACUGGUGAGGACAAAAUUUCAAAAAUUACAAAAAUCCUACCCCCUCAAAAGCAUCUGAAUAAGCAGAAAAUGUAUCCAAAACAGCAGUCGUGUUGGCCAGUCAUCCUUGUGACUGAAUAUUCUGAAUAAGUCUUCUGGGGCUGGAAUUCUGGGUUAAAGCUUUCCUGGACUCCAGGUUAUUAUGUGCAGCUGUUUUGAGGUUAAAUGGCCAGCCACCAGUACCCAAACCAUGAGUCACGAAGGGUGUGUGAGCACAUUUUCUGACUCAGUGCUUGCCUGUGCAUGAAAUCUGAUACCAUUCAAACACUAAAGCUAUUACAGACACAGACGUCUAAAUAGUGAUUGAAGACUUUGUUCUUCCCUGCUCACAGUGCUCAAGGCCAUGGUCAAGAUAAAGCCAGAAUGUGCACUCAGAUGAUCCUGGUUUGACUGGUUUUCACAGUGAACACUUCAGCUGAGCCGUUGUGACACAGCUGAGAUGCCCCUGAAAUAUGAAUGGAAUUUGCAUCUGUGUUUAUUCACGAGAAUCUUUGUUGAAUGUAGAAUCAGGUUUCACUUCUGUGGGGGAUUUCCUCAGUAGUUCAUCUGUAAGUAAAUAGUGG
Molecule: messenger RNA, 2075 nt
Organism: Cheilinus undulatus (humphead wrasse)
Lineage: Eukaryota; Metazoa; Chordata; Actinopteri; Labriformes; Labridae
Gene: cdkn2c
Product: cyclin-dependent kinase inhibitor 2C (p18, inhibits CDK4)
Exons: 4
Coding region: 383-877 (164 amino acids)
Molecular function (GO): protein binding
Source: RefSeq, a predicted model, not a curated record